UUUUGGUUUUUGUAGAAAAAUGUCAGCCGACCAAUUGUUAGUACAAUCCAUUGAUGAUUUGACUAGUCAAAUUGAAACAGCUCAUCAAAAAGGAUGUCAUGUUUUUGUUUAUUUCUCUGGUUCAACUGAUAUGACAACAGGGGAUAGUUGGUCAGCCGAUUGUUGUAAAUGUGAAUCCAUUCUAGAAAAUACCAUUGGAAUAACAAAAGAUAAGGAUUUAUUUUUGAUGAUUGAAGUGGGCAAUGAAAAUGAAUGGAAUGAUCCUAAUAAUAAAUUUCGAGUUCAUCCAUUAUAUCAAAUAAAAGAAUUGCCAACUUUAUUAUCAUUAUCAUCAUUAAAUGGACAAGCAACACAUGUAGUUAAUCGCUUAGAAGGGAAAUCAUGUUUGGAUGCAUUAAAUGUGCAAAAAUUAUUUGAAGGCAAUUGAAAUGUUUCAUUGGAUCAACAAUCAGUGAACCUAUCUAUCUCUACCUACCUAUCUAUCUGUCAUUCAUUUGAAUGUCGAUGUUCAUUUAUCAUUCCGUCGUCAAUGUAUGAAUUUAUUUAUUUUCAAAGAAGAAUAUUUAUAUAGAUAUAUAUCAAGAUCUGCUUUCAAUCAAACGCAAUAAUUAUGUAAUACACAAUCUCGCUCUGUGUGUGGUGUGUGGAGCUUCUUUUCUAUUAUUCUAUUUUUAUGUGUUGUUCAGAGUAUCAUUACUUUGUGUUUAUUUUUCAGUGGUCUUUUAUUUUAAUUAAUAUUAUCAGUAUUUAGUAUUUAGUAUUUUGACCCAUUAAAACAUGAUCGUUGUGUUUUAAAUAGUUAUUUAUUUAUUUACCGCCAAAUAGUACGAAUGGAUCAAUGUUCAACAUGAAUUUUAAAUACAAUAAAGAAAGAAGUUGAGAUU
Molecule: messenger RNA, 884 nt
Organism: Schistosoma turkestanicum
Lineage: Eukaryota; Metazoa; Platyhelminthes; Trematoda; Strigeidida; Schistosomatidae
Source: the annotation of a GenBank genome assembly